This is a messenger RNA of Menidia menidia (Atlantic silverside), 1650 nucleotides long. Lineage: Eukaryota; Metazoa; Chordata; Actinopteri; Atheriniformes; Atherinopsidae. The record is from the annotation of a GenBank genome assembly.
AUGGCCGAGUCAAGUUGGUCUAUCUUUUGUGGCCGGAGCCGUCUGAAGGAAGAGGCCUCGUUCUGGGACAAACGACAGGGAUCGGGAGGAAGCAGAGGAAAUGCUUUUUUAGGAGCUCCUGGAAGAGCCUGGAGCCACCUCACAGUCGACGGCGCGCGCUUCGAGGGCCGCGGUUCCACCAAGAAACAGGCCAAGGCGAGGGCGGCCGCGCUGGCUCUGCGCUCCUUCGUCCAGUUCCCCAACGCGCCGCAGGCUCACGCCUGCCCCCAGGGCGCCAUCACUUUUAUCCCACAGGGCUCCACCACCUUUAGCCCCCAGGGCGCCACCACUAGCCCACAGGACUCCUUUAGCCCACAGGGCGCCACCUUUAGCCCACAGGGCGCCAACACCUUUAUCCCCCAGGGCUCCAACACCUUUAGCCCACAGGGAUCCACCUAUAGCCCACAGGGCGCCUUUAGCCCACAGGGCUCCACCUUUAUCCCCCAGGGCGCCACCACCUUUAGCCCACAGGGCGCCAAAACCGGCUCACAGGGAGCUAUGACUGGAAAACAGGGCGCCUUUAUCCCACAGGGCGCCAUCAGCCCCCAGAGCGCCUUUAUUAGCCCACAGGCCGCCACCUUUAGCCCCCAGGGCUCCACCACUAGCCCCCAGGGCGCCACCUUUAGCCCCCAGGGCUCCAACACCUUUAGCCCACAGGGCGCCACCACAUUUAGCCCCCAGGGCUCCACCACUAGCCCACAGGGCUCCACCACCUUUAGCCCACAGGGCGCCUUUAUCCCAAAGGGCUCCACCUUUACCCCCCAGGGCUCCACCACCACUAGCCCACAGGGCUCCACCACCUUUAGCCCACAGGGCGCCUUUAGCCCACAGGGCUCCUUUAUCCCCCAGGGCUCCAACACUAGCCCACAGGGCUCCACCACCUUUAGCCCCCAGGGCGCCACCACUAGCCCCCAGGGCUCCACCACCUUUAGCCCCCAGGGCGCCACCACCUUUAGCCCCCAGGGCUCCACCACCUUUAGCCCCCAGGGCGCCAAAACCAGCUCACAGGGCUCCACCUUUAGCCCACAGGGUUCCUUUAGCCCACAGGGUUCCUUUAGCCCACAGGGCGCUAUCAGCCCACAGGGCACCAACACCUUUAGCCCACAGGGCGCCUUUAGCCCACAGGGCGCCAUUAGCCCACAGGGCGCCAACACCUAUAGCCCCCAGGGCUCCACCACCUUUAACCCACAGGGCGCCAACACCUUUAGCCUGCAGGGCUCCACCACCUUUAGUCCACAGGGCGCCAUUAUCCCACAGAGCGCCUUUAGCCCCCAGGGCUCCACCUUUAGCCCCCAGGACUCCUUUAGCCCCCAGGGUGCCUUUAUCCCCCAGGACUCCACCUUCAGCCCCCAGGGCUCCACAUUUAUCCCCCAGGGCUCCACCAUCUUUAGCCUCCCGGCGGUGCUCCACCGGCUGCUGCCGGGGCUCCGGUACGUGUGCCUGAGGGAGCCGGGGGGGGCCGUCGUCAUGGCGCUGCGGGCGGGGGGGCGGGUCUUCGAGGGCUGCGCCCGCAGCAAGCGGCUGGCCAAGGCGCGGGCGGCCGCCGCCGCCCUGCGGACGCUAAACGGCCUCCAGGCCAGCAGGACCCAGACCCAGCUGCCCCAGAAUUAA